Molecule: messenger RNA, 451 nt
Organism: Kogia breviceps (pygmy sperm whale)
Lineage: Eukaryota; Metazoa; Chordata; Mammalia; Artiodactyla; Physeteridae
Source: RefSeq, a predicted model, not a curated record
CAAAAUCAAUCGCAUUGGGUAACAGGCUGAGAGGCUGUUUGCAGAGCUAGUUGAAGAUGAAUGUCAGAGGACUUGGAUCUCAGCUAAAGGACAGUAUUCCAGUUACUGAACUUUCAGCAAGUGGACCUUUUGAAAGUCAUGAUCUUCUUCAAAAAGGUUUUUCUUGUGUGAAAAAUGAACUUUUGCCCAGUCAUCCUCUUGAAUUAUCAGGAAAAAAAUUCCAGCUCGACCAAGAUAAAAUGAGGGGUAAUGAUGAAACUACUGGAUUUGAAGGUAUUCUUAAUGACCCAUCACAAAGUGAACUAAUGGGAGAACCACAUUUGAUGGUUGAAUAUAAACUCGGUUUACUGUAAUACAGUGUGCUGUUCAUGGAAAGAGAUGGGUUGCAUCUUGUUUAGAGUUGUCUUUUUACUAUAACUUGAUGUGCACAACAUUAGAAGUACUGACACAU